Molecule: messenger RNA, 14502 nt
Organism: Serinus canaria (Common canary)
Lineage: Eukaryota; Metazoa; Chordata; Aves; Passeriformes; Fringillidae
Gene: WDFY3
Product: WD repeat and FYVE domain containing 3
Exons: 67
Coding region: 405-10949 (3514 amino acids)
Molecular function (GO): metal ion binding; protein binding
Source: RefSeq, a predicted model, not a curated record
CGCGGCCCGGCCUUGAUGGGGCCGGGACGACCCCGGCGCCCGGACGGUGCAGCAGCGGCGGUGGCGGCGCCUCCCGCCGGAGCCCGCCCGGGAGGAGCCGUCCCCCCGGCCCGGCCCGCACCGCCCGGCCGCGGCCGCCGCGCCGCGUAACCCCCCGAGCCGAGCCCUGCUCGCGGCGAGAGAGCACAGCGGAGAGAGGAGAGCGAGGAGGGACGGACCGCCCGCCGCCCCCUCCCCGGGCCGGCACAGCCGCACCGCCGGGACCUCGCUGCCCCCCGUGAGAGAGCAGCUUUGGUGUUGAAGAGAAACCUCGGAAAGGAAUGGGCCCUGUUCUCUUGAAGCUGUUCACUCUGAUUCCAGUAAUGCUGUAGAGGAUACAAGGGAGCUUCCAGAAGUCAGCCAAGAUGAAUAUGGUGAAGAGGAUCAUGGGCCGGCCCCGGCAGGAAGAGUGCAGCCCCCAGGACAACGCGCUGGGCCUGAUGCAUCUGCGGCGCCUCUUCACGGAGCUCUGUCAUCCUCCACGGCACAUGACCCAGAAAGAGCAGGAAGAAAAACUUUACAUGAUGUUACCUGUGUUCAACAGGGUGUUUGGAAAUGCUCCUCCAAGUACAAUGACAGAGAAAUUUUCUGACCUCCUGCAGUUUACUACUCAAGUGUCACGAUUGAUGGUGACUGAAAUUCGACGGAGAGCAUCAAAUAAGUCCACAGAGGCUGCAAGUCGCGCCAUAGUCCAGUUUCUGGAGGUCAAUCAAAGUGAAGAAGCAAGUAGAGGUUGGAUGCUGCUCACCACAAUCAAUUUACUAGCUUCAUCAGGACAGAAAACUGUGGACUGCAUGACUACAAUGUCAGUGCCUUCCACACUUGUUAAAUGUCUGUAUCUGUUUUUUGACCUUCCACACGUGCCUGAGGUAGUUGGAGGAGCGCAGAAUGAACUACCUCUCGCAGAGCGCCGAGCGCUACUACAGAAAGUCUUUGUACAGAUCCUAGUAAAAUUGUGCAGUUUUGUGUCCCCGGCGGAAGAACUGGCUCAGAAGGAUGAUCUCCAGCUUCUAUUCAGUGCAAUAACCUCAUGGUGCCCUCCCUAUAACCUGCCUUGGAGGAAGAGUGCAGGAGAAGUACUAAUGACCAUAUCUCGUCAUGGCCUUAGUGUCAAUGUAGUGAAAUACAUCCAUGAAAAGGAAUGUUUGUCCACAUGUGUCCAGAACAUGCAGCAGUCUGAUGACCUUUCUCCCCUAGAAAUAGUUGAGAUGUUUGCUGGACUUUCUUGUUUUCUCAAAGACUCCAGUGAUGUAUCCCAAACGUUGUUGGAUGAUUUUAGGAUAUGGCAAGGAUACAACUUCCUCUGUGACCUCCUCCUCAGAUUAGAACAGGCAAAAGAAGCUGAAUCCAAGGACGCUUUGAAGGACUUAGUUAAUUUGAUAACUUCCUUAACAACAUACGGUGUCAAUGAACUAAAGCCAGCUGGUGUUACCACUGGAGUACCUUUCCUGCUACCUGGAUUUGCAGUCCCACAGCCGGCAGGCAAAGGUCAUAGCGUGAGGAAUAUUCAAGCAUUUUCUGUCCUCCAGAAUGCAUUUUUGAGAGCAAAAACCAACUAUCUAGCACAAAUCAUCCUUGAUGCCAUCACGAAUAUUUAUAUGGCGGACAGUGCCAACUACUUCAUUUUGGAAUCGCAGCACACGUUGUCUCAGUUUGCAGAGAAAAUUCCUAAACUUCCAGAAGUGCAGACCAAAUACUUUGAGAUGCUGGAAUUGGUUGUCUUCAGCUUGAAUUACAUACCCUGUAAAGAGCUGAUCAGUGUGAGCAUCCUUUUAAAAUCCAGCACUUCUUUUCAGUGUAGCAUCAUUGCCAUGAAGACACUCUUGAAGUUCAGUCGUCAUGAUUACAUCUUUAAGGAUGUCUUCAGGGAAGUGGGGCUUCUGGAGGUGAUGGUAAAUCUUCUUCAUAAAUAUGCAGCCCUUUUGAAAGAUCCCACUCAGGCACUGAAUGAUCAAGUGGAUUCAAGAAACAAUUCAUUUGAGGACCAAAAGCAGCUGGCUUUAUUGGUUAUGGAGACCCUGACAGUACUACUACAAGGAUCAAACACAAAUGCAGGCAUUUUCAGGGAGUUUGGUGGUGCCAGGUGCGUGCACAACAUUGUGAAGUAUCCGCAGUGCCGCCAGCAUGCCUUGAUGAUCAUCCAGCAGCUGGUGUUGUCACCCAGUGGAGAGGAUGACAUGGGCACCCUGCUGGGGCUGAUGCACUCGGCCCCACUCAUGGAACUGCAGCUCAAAACUGACAUCCUAAGGGCCCUACUCUUGGUGCUGAGAGAGAGCCACCGCACAAGAACUGUUUUUAGGAAAGUUGGUGGAUUUGUGUACGUCACAUCUUUACUUGUUGCCAUGGAAAGAUCUUUGUGCUCACCACCUAAGAAUGGCUGGGAAAAAGUAAACCAGAACCAAGUGUUUGAACUGCUUCACACUGUGUUCUGCACAUUGACUGCAGCAAUGCGCUACGAGCCAGCCAACUCUCACUUCUUCAAGACAGAGAUCCAGUAUGAAAAACUGGCAGAUGCUGUUCGAUUACUUGGCUGCUUCUCAGACUUGAGGAAAAUAAGUCCCUUGAAUGUCUUCCCUUCAAAUACACAACUGUUUCAAAGGCUUUUGGAUGAUGACCUAAUAUCCCUGGAUGCUGUGUCACCUACUCUAAGGCACUGCAGCAAACUUUUUAUUUACCUCUACAAGGUAGCAACAGAUUCUUUUGACAGGCACGCAUAUCAUUCUGUUUCAACACCUCCUGUUUGCCCUCAAAAAAACAUAGCUGAUGUGAAACUCCACACAGGACCCACAUCCAUACAAAGCUCUGAUGCAGUCAUUAUUCACCCUGGUGCUAUGCUUGCAAUGCUGGAUCUUCUGGCCUCUGUUGGAUCAGCUACGCACCCAGAGCAUGCGCUGGAUCUCCAGCUGGCAGUGGCCAAUAUCCUGCAAUCUCUGGUGCAUACAGAGAGAAACCAGCAAGUCAUGUGUGAAGCUGGGCUCCAUGCACGACUUCUGCAAAGAUGCAGCGCUGCUCUGGCAGAUGAGGACCACUCCUUGCAUCCACCACUCCAAAGGAUGUUUGAAAGGCUGGCCUCCCAGGCUUUGCAGCCCAUGGUGUUGAGGGAAUUUUUACGCUUGGGAAAUCCUUUGAAUUGCGGAGCCUGGGACAAAAAGUUGUUGAAACAGUACCGAGUGCACAAACCCAGCUCACUGAGUUUUGAACCAGAAAUGAGAAAUAGCAUGGUCACCUCCAUGGAAGGUCUGGGUCCUGACAGUGUCUUCGGUGCACAUGAGGACAGCCACUAUCGGAUAAGCAAGAGCCUGCUCAAGCCAGCAGAAGGGAGCACAGUGCCCCUGACCAGAGUCAAGUGUUUGGUCUCCAUGACAACCCCACAUGAUAUCAGGCUUCACGGAUCAUCAGUAACACCAGCGUUCAUCGAGUUUGACACAGCUCUGGAAGGAUUUGGCUGCCUGUUCUUGCCAAGUCUGGCUCCCCACAAUGCACCUACAAAUAAUGCUGUUACUACAGGACUUGUUGAUGGUGCCGUUGUGAGCGGAAUUGGAACUGGUGAAAGGUUUUUCCCACCACCAUCUGGUUUAAGCUACUCAACUUGGUUUUGUAUUGAACAUUUCAGUACACCUCCCAAUAACCAUCCUGUGAGACUCCUCACUGUAGUGCGGCGUGCAAACUCCUCGGAGCAGCAUUACGUCUGCCUGGCCGUUGUCCUCUCGGCAAAAGACCACUCACUGAUUGUCUCAACUAAAGAAGAAUUGCUUCAGAAUUAUGUUGAUGACUUCAGUGAGGAAUCAUCAUUUUAUGAAAUUCUUCCCUGUUGUGCCCGUUUCCGCUGCGGUGACCUCAUUGUGGAAGGCCAGUGGCAUCACCUAGUUCUGGUCAUGAGUAAAGGCAUGCUGAAGAAUAGCACAGCUGCACUCUAUCUCGACGGACAGCUUGUUAACACUGUUAAGCUUCACUACAUCCACAGCAGCCCCAGUGGCUCUGGCUCUGCCAAUCCCCCUGUGGUCAGCACAGUGUACGCCUAUAUCGGCACGCCACCCGCACAGCGCCAGCUCUCCUCCCUGGUAUGGCGCCUGGGCCCCACGCACUUCCUGGAGGAAGUGCUGCCUGCCCCAGGGGUCAGCACCAUUUACGAGCUGGGACCAAAUUAUGUUGGGAGCUUCCAAGCGGUUUAUGUUCCCUGUAAAGAUUCAAAGUCUGAAGGAAUCAAUCCAUCACCGGUAUCUUUGGUACCAGAAGAGAAGGUCUCCUUUGGUCUCUAUGCACUGUCAGUUUCUUCAUUUACAGUGGCAAAAAUAAGGAAAGUUUACAACAAGUUGGAUAGUAAAGCUAUCGCCAAACAGCUGGCAAUUUCUUCUCAUGAAAAUGCCACACCUGUGAAGCUGCUGCAUAACUCAGCAGGACAUUUGAAUGGACCAGCACGCUCCAUUGGUGCAGCUUUGAUAGGGUAUUUGGGAGUAAGAACAUUUGUCCCCAAACCUGUUGCCACUACACUACAGUACAUUGGUGGGGCUGCUGCUAUUUUGGGACUUGUAGCCAUGGCAUCAGAUGUGGAAGGGUUGUAUGCAGCUGUGAAAGCCUUGGUCUGUGUGGUAAAGAGCAAUCCACUGGCCAGCAAAGAGAUGGAAAGAAUCAAAGGUUAUCAGCUGCUGGCAAUGCUGUUAAAGAAGAAACGGUCCCUUCUGAACAGCCACAUACUCCACCUGACCUUUUCCUUGGUGGGAACUGUUGACAGUGGACACGAGACAUCCAUUAUCCCAAAUUCUGCUGCCUUCCAGGACCUGCUCUGCGAUUUUGAAGUCUGGCUUCAUGCACCCUAUGAGCUUCAUCUGUCAUUAUUUGAGCACUUCAUUGAACUCCUCACUGAGUCAAGUGAAGCAGCAAAGAAUGCAAAGUUGAUGAGGGAAUUCCAGCUCAUCCCAAGACUGCUGUUGACUCUUCGAGACAUGUCCCUGUCCCAGCCCACUAUUGCUGCGAUUAGCAAUGUGCUGAGCUUUCUACUUCAGGGCUUCCCCAGCAGCUAUGACCUACUCAGGUUUGGACAGUUCAUCUCUUCCACUUUACCUACGUUCGCAGUCUGUGAGAAAUUUGUGGUCAUGGAAAUUAACAAUGAAGAAAAGCUUGAUAGUGGAACAGAGGAUGAUUUUGGAGGACUUGUUUCAGCUAAUCUUAUUCUACUGAGGAACAGGCUUUUAGAUAUCCUCCUGAAACUUCUAUACACAUCUAAAGAAAAGACAACUGUUAAUUUGCAGGCUUGUGAAGAACUGGUCAAGACACUGGGUUUCGAUUGGAUUAUGAUGUUUAUGGAAGAACAUCUUCACUCCACCACAGUCACGGCAGCCAUGCGAAUUCUCGUGGUCCUGUUGAGCAAUCAGUCCAUCCUUAUUAAGUUUAAGGAAGGUCUCAGUGGUGGAGGCUGGCUGGAUCAGACGGAUUCUGUCCUGACCAAUAAGAUUGGUACUGUGUUAGGGUUCAAUGUUGGCCGGAGUGCUGGUGGCAGAUCGACAGUGCGGGAGAUUAACCGGGAUGCUUGUCACUUCCCAGGCUUCCCCGUUCUGCAGUCUCUUCUCCCAAAGCACACUAACGUGCCUGCACUCUAUUUCCUCCUCAUGGCCCUUUUCCUGCAGCAGCCAGUCACUGAACUGCCUGAAAACCUGCAGGUCAGUGCACCUGUCAUCAGCAGCCAGUGUAAUCAGGGUGCCAAGUUUGAUUUAGACUCCAUUUGGACAUUCAUAUUUGGAGUUCCUGCCUCCUGUGGCACUGUUACCUCCUCAAUACACAGUGUUUGCACAGAAGCUGCCUUCUUGUUACUGGGAAUGCUGAGGAGCAUGCUGAAUUCUCCCUGGCAGUCAGAGGAAGAAGGCUCUUGGCUUCGGGAAUAUCCAGUCACCCUGAUGCAGUUCUUUCGGUAUUUGUAUCACAAUGUACCUGACCUCAUUUCCCUGUGGAUGAGUCCAGAGUUCCUGUGUGCGCUGGCAGCAACAGUGUUUCCUUUCAACAUCCGACCAUACUCUGAGAUGAGAUUUUUGGGAAACCGGCUUACCCAUAACUGCACUCUGAUGAAGGUCACUGAUCUUGAUGACGAAGUUGGGUCCCCAGCUGAAGAGUUUAAAGCCUUUGCAGCUGAUUCUGGCAUGAACAGGAGCCAAUCAGAAUACUGCAAUGUGGGCACCAAGACCUACCUCACCAACCACCCUGCCAAGAAGUUCGUGUUUGACUUCAUGCGUGUGAUGAUCAUUGAUAACCUAUGUCUCACACCAGCCAGCAAACAGACUCCACUGGUGGACCUUCUGCUAGAGGCUUCUCCUGAAAGAUCAACACGAACCCAGCAGAAGGAGUUUCAGACAUAUGUUUUGGAUGGAGUGAUGGACCACCUACUUGCAGCUGAUGUUUUAUUGGGUGAAGAUGCGUCUCUGCCUAUAACGAGUGGAGGAAGCUACCAAGUGCUGGUGAACAAUGUGUUUUAUUUCACACAGCGUGUGGUAGAUAAGCUUUGGCAGGGCAUGUUCAACAAAGAAUCCAAGCUUCUUGUGGACUUCAUAAUCCAGCUCAUUGCACAGUCAAAAAGAAGAUCUCAGGGACUCUCGCUGGAUGCCAUUUAUCACUGCCUGAACAGAACCAUCCUGUAUCAGUUCUCAAGAGCGCACAAAACUGUUCCUCAGCAAGUGGCUCUCCUUGAUUCCCUAAGGGUCCUUACUGUGAACAGGAACUUAAUUUUGGGACCUGGAAAUCAUGAUCAGGAAUUCAUCAGCUGCCUAGCUCACUGCUUGAUUAAUCUGCAUGUGGGAAGCAAUGUUGAUGGGUUUGGAUUGGAAGCAGAAGCCAGGAUGACAACUUGGCACAUUAUGAUCCCCUCUGAUAUAGAACCAGAUGGAGUCUACAAUCAAGAUGUCAGUGAAGGUCGCCAGCUUCUUUUGAAAGCCAUAAACAGAGUGUGGACAGAGCUAAUCCACAGUAAAAAACAGGUUUUGGAAGAAGUUUUCAAAGUGACACUGCCUGUCAAUGAUCGUGGCCAAGUGGAUAUAACUGUUGCCAGACCUUUCAUUGAGGAAGCGAGUUUAAAGUGUUGGCAAAAUCAUUUGGCUCAUGAGAAAAAAUGCAUCAGCAGAGGAGAGGCUUUAGUUCCAACCACACAGUCCAAACUUUCAAGAGUCAGCAGUGGAUUUGGCCUCUCUAAACUGACUGGUUCCAGGAGAAACCGCAAGGAGAGUGGGCUGAGUAAACACAACCUCUCUACACAGGAAAUUUCCCAGUGGAUGUUUACUCACAUUGCAGUGGUUCGGGACCUGGUUGAUAUGCAGUAUAAAGAAUACCAGGAGCGUCAGCAGAAUGCAUUGAAAUACGUGACCGAGGAGUGGUCUCAAAUCGAGUACGAGUUACUGCGAGAGCGGGGGCUCUGGGGGCCCCCCAUCGGCUCCCACCUGGACAAGUGGAUGCUGGAGAUGACUGAGGGUCCCUGCAGAAUGAGGAAAAAGAUGGUGCGGAAUGACAUGUUUUAUACUCAGUAUCCCUACAUGCCCGAGGCUGAGCAGGAAACAAACUUGCUGUCUGACUUCUCAAACAGACUUCCUGAGACAUCUGAUGAUACCAUUCCUCAAAAGAAACCUGCUCGCUACCGGAGAGCCAUCAGUUACGACAGCAAGGAGUACUACAUGCGCCUGGCUUCUGGAAACCCUGCCGUCUUCCAGGAUGCCAUAGAAGAGAACACAGUUGGUGAAACAGCUCAGCAGGAGCCAGAGCAUGGGGAGGACACUAUUGCGAGAGUCAAAGGCUUGGUGAAGCCUCCCCUGAAACGAUCUCGCUCUGCUCCUGAUGGAGGAGACGAUGAGAACCAGGACCAGUCACAGGAUCAAAUUGUUGAAGGGAGUUCAAUUGAUGAAGAGGAGAAGACUGACAAUACAACUUUGCUUCGACUUCUUGAAGAAGGAGAGAAGAUCCAGCACAUGUACCGCUGUGCUCGGGUUCAGGGCCUUGACACCAGUGAGGGACUGCUUCUUUUUGGGAAAGAGCACUUCUACGUCAUCGAUGGGUUUACCAUGACAGCCACCAGGGAGAUACGGGACAUAGAGACAUUGCCUCCAAAGAUGCAUGAGCCAAUCAUACCUAGAGGAGCAAGGCAAGGUCCAAGUCAGCUCAAAAGAACUUGCAGCAUUUUUGCAUAUGAAGAUAUCAAGGAGGUGCAUAAAAGGAGAUACCUUUUGCAGCCAAUUGCAAUUGAAGUUUUCUCAGGAGAUGGACGGAACUAUCUUCUAGCUUUCCAGAAAGGGGUUAGAAACAAAGUUUAUCAAAGGUUUUUGGCUGUGGUGCCAUCUCUGACUGACAGCUCAGAGUCAGUGUCUGGGCAGAGACCAAACACCAGCGUAGAGCAAGGGUCUGGCUUACUUAGCACUUUAGUGGGAGAAAAAUCUGUUACUCAAAGAUGGGAAAGAGGAGAAAUCAGUAACUUCCAGUACCUGAUGCACUUGAACACUCUGGCUGGCAGAUCCUAUAAUGACCUCAUGCAGUACCCUGUCUUCCCUUGGAUCCUCGCAGACUAUGACUCAGAGGAACUGGAUCUUACAAAUCCCAAAACAUUCAGAAACCUGGCCAAGCCCAUGGGAGCUCAAACAGAGGACAGGUUAGCCCAGUACAAGAAGCGAUACAAGGAUUGGGAAGAUCCCAAUGGGGAAACCCCAGCUUAUCACUAUGGGACUCACUAUUCCUCAGCCAUGAUCGUGGCUUCCUAUCUUGUCCGGAUGGAGCCUUUUACUCAGAUUUUCUUACGGUUACAGGGCGGUCACUUCGACCUGGCUGACCGCAUGUUCCACAGCGUGCGCGAGGCCUGGUACUCCGCCUCCAAGCACAACAUGGCAGACGUGAAGGAGCUCAUCCCAGAGUUCUUCUACCUCCCCGAGUUCCUGCUCAAUUCCAACAAUUUUGACCUAGGUUGUAAACAAAAUGGCACUAAACUUGGUGAUGUAAUACUCCCUCCAUGGGCAAAAGGAGAUCCUCGUGAGUUUAUCAGAGUCCAUCGGGAGGCUCUGGAAUGUGACUUUGUGAGUGCUCACCUUCAUGAGUGGAUUGACUUGAUCUUUGGCUAUAAACAGCAAGGUCCUGCUGCAGUAGAAGCUGUAAAUGUCUUUCACCAUCUCUUCUAUGAGGGACAAGUGGACAUUUAUAACAUCAAUGAUCCUUUAAAAGAGACAGCUACCAUAGGAUUCAUUAAUAACUUUGGACAAAUACCAAAGCAGCUCUUCAAAAAACCCCACCCACCAAAACGUGUUAGAAGCCGUCUGAAUGGAGAGACUGUGGGAACCUCUGUGCCACCUGGUUCCACAGGUGACAAGAUCUUUUUCCAUCAUUUGGACAAUCUGCGGCCAUCUCUUGCCCCGGUGAAAGAGCUCAAGGAGCCUGUGGGGCAGAUCGUGUGUACUGAUAAAGGCAUUCUGGCAGUAGAGCAGAACAAGGUUCUCAUCCCACCCACUUGGAAUAAAACAUUUGCCUGGGGCUAUGCAGACCUCAGCUGCAGACUGGGUACCUAUGAGUCAGACAAGGCCGUGAUUGUUUAUGAAUGCUUGUCAGAAUGGGGUCAGAUCCUGUGUGCCAUUUGCCCCAACCCCAAACUAGUUAUCACUGGAGGAACAAGCACAGCAGUGUGUGUGUGGGAAAUGGGUGUCUCCAAAGAAAAAGCUAAAGCCCUCACACUGAAACAGGCACUGCUGGGUCACACUGACACUGUUACCUGCUUAACGGCGUCGCUGGCGUAUCACAUCAUUGUGAGUGGAUCCCGGGAUCGCACCUGCAUCAUCUGGGAUCUGAAUAAGCUCUCCUUCCUGACACAGCUCCGAGGGCACAGAGCUCCAAUUUCAGCACUCUGUAUAAAUGAAUUAACGGGAGACAUUGUAUCAUGUGCUGGCACUUACAUCCAUGUGUGGAGCAUUAAUGGCAGCCCUACUGCGAGUGUAAACACCUUCACUGGCCGAAGCCAGCAAAUUAUGUGUUGUUUUGUGUCAGAGAUGAAUGAGUGGGACACCCAGAAUGUCAUUGUAACAGGGCAUUCAGACGGAGUUGUCCGGUUCUGGCGGAUGGAGUUUUUGCAAGUGCCAGAAACACCAGCUCCAGAGCCUGUGGAGAUGCUGGAAAUGCAAGAGGACUGUCAGGAUGCUCAAAUAGGGCAGGAAGCCCAUGAAGAGGACAGCAGUGACUCCGAGGCAGACGAUGCAUGCAUAGGCCAGGACACGAAGGUGCAGGAAAGCCAGAGCCAGCCAAGCAGCACCAGCCACAGGCCUCGGUCAUCAUCAGCCAGAGCAGCAGCAGCAUGGUCAGCAGACAGCGGCUCUGAUGACUCCAGGCGUUGGUCAGACCAGCUCAGCUUGGAUGAGAAAGAUGGAUUUAUCUUUGUGAAUUAUUCAGAGGGACAAGUAAAAAUGCAUCCCCAUGCUCAGGUUAACCACCCCCACCCCAGCUAUGCUGAAGCACGGCACUACAGCAAGCUCAAACCAGGAUACAGAUGGGAGCGUCAGCUGGUGUUCAGAAGCAAGCUAACUAUGCACACGGCAUUUGAUCGCAAAGACAACGCACACCCAGCAGAAAUCACUGCGCUCGGCAUCUCCAAGGAUCACAGCAGGAUCCUGAUCGGGGACGGCCGAGGCAGGGUGUUCAGCUGGUCAGUGAGCGAUCAGCCGGGCCGGUCCGCGGCCGAUCACUGGGUGAAGGACGAGGGUGGUGACAGCUGCUCGGGCUGCACUGUGCGCUUUUCACUCACCGAGAGGCGGCACCACUGCAGGAACUGUGGACAGCUAUUCUGCCAGAAAUGCAGCCGGUUUCAGUCAGAAAUCAAACGGCUGAAGAUUUCAUCACCUGUCAGGGUGUGCCAGAACUGCUUCUACAACCUGCAGCACGAGCGGGGCUCAGAGGAGGGGCCCAGAAAUUGAUGGGGGCCUGGCAAACUUCAUCCAGCCCCACCGUCACUCCAGGAACUAGUGAGAGCAUCAGAAGAAAUUGGAAUAUUGCCUGUUUACACUUACGUUUAUACUGCUUUCUAAGCACUAAGAGUAAAAAGGGAUCAUUGCAUUGGUUUGUGUUGACAGAAGGCAGACGAGGCGAGCAGCAUAAGGAGAAGAGCAAAGCCCAGGAAGACAUGGUUAAUAACCACAAAUCCAACAGAACUGGCAGCCCCUAAGCCCAUGCUGGGCUGGCUGUCGCAAAAAUCCUCACUUAUCGUAAACACCCCUUCUUGUCUUGUUUUUGUAGAGGUAGUCAUCUUAACUGGGGGGAGGGAGGGCAAGGCUUUUUAGAAGAUAGUUGUAAAUCUGCCUUCUUCGCAAGCAACUGUGUAUAUUGUAAAUAGGUAUAAUGGCCUUUUUAUCUAAAUAUGAACUUAACUGCCUGUUACAUGGGACUUCAGAUUAACCACUGUACUUUGUGUGGCAUCUUUAUCUCAUCUAUCAAUUUAAAUACGAAUGUUUAAAAAAAAAAAAACCAAACCAGAAAACUCAAAGGCAUUAUGUGUAUUUCUGUUAAAAAUCCAAUCUGUGCAUGUUUGUUCUUUCAGUUGCCCACAGUAUCUUAAGUGAGGCUAUUCAUAGAAUUACAGAUUUUUUUCAAAAGAAAAUGUUUUUGAGAAUAGGAACUUGGAGUAUUUUAUUCUAGCUGUAAGAUAACCAGGAACUAAAUUGUACACUUGUGUUGCAUUUUAUACCAAACUAUUUACCACCUCAGUGUUGUUCAUAUUUAAUAAGGCCUCUUUUAUACAUAUGUCAGAGGUGCAGUUUUAUUAAUUACUUACUGUUCAUUAGCAGCUGAUUCAUGCAGUGCAAGAACCAGCUUUUACCUUCUUGAGUCAAUAGCAAUUGGCUUUUGCAUAUAGGUACAGAAUUAAUUCCUUGUGCAUAAAAUUGAACUGCUGUUGUCCCAUAGCUUCUCUGCAAAAAACCUUUUUGUAACAACAGGCAUUGCUCUAAAGCAGAGUGGUCUUGGUCAUGUCAGAAAUGCUGCUCGGAGCUCUCUUUGUCUUUCAGCACACACCAUCAGCUUGAGGACAGCAGUAGAUUUCCAUUAUGGUUUUUAAGUUUCAAUAUGAAUUUAAUUGCAGUAUUUUUUUACUACUCUAUCAUUUAUUUUGCACUACAUGUGGGAUGAAGUAGAGACACUGAUAUCCGCUGGGAUUGGAGCACGUGCAUUGGGAUAGGCCCAUGGACUUAAUUUCUGCAUGAGGUCUUGCCAGUUUGGGUGAGAGGGUAGAGGGAGGGCAGCAGGCAGGCUGGUGGUUGGUUUGUUUUUGUUUUUUAACAUAUGUGUAUAUAUUUUGUAAAUGGGUGACAAACUGAUCUAGAGAUAGGUAUAUUCACAAUGGAUUCUUUUAAAUAGAGGUAAGGAUAUGACCCAGACCAACAGAAGACAGGUGGCUCUGGCAGUACUUGAGUGAAUGUUGUCACUCAAAAGGAUGAGAUUAUCCUUCGCUUGGAAUGACUUGGGCAGGCUCUGACCCUGGGACAGCAAAUCUUUAAAACCAGCAUUGUUGUUGGAAUUGCACCAUCAAAAAUUCCAGGCCCUCUCUGUUGAGGUGAGCUCCUUCCAGAGGGUCCCUGGUGCUGUAGGGACACCCCUGUCUUCUCUUGAUUUGAGCUUUUAGCAGUGAAUAAUUUGUUAAUUCUGACCACUUACUAGUUACCCUGGUAUCACAUGUUUAUGCACUGAAGGUUAAAUAUGUAUUUUGAUACUUGUUUGUUUAUUAUGUAUGUGCUGGUCUGUAAAAUGAGAUAUAUUCCUGUUUUGGUAUGUAUACUAGGUCCCCAAAUGAAAAGAAAGGCUUCUCUAGAGUCCUUGCACACUGUUGAGUAAAUCCAGGUUUGUUGAGCUUAGCUGACCCACAUUUUGGAUCCAAAGAGUGAUGGUCAAGUAGCCACAGUGACUACUGGCUACCUGGCAUAUUUGACCCUAAAAACAGGAAGAGGUCCGUGGUAAGCAUGUGCAGAGCACUGGAAUUUCUGUAUUCAGCGGUUCUCUCUAACGUUGCCUUCACCCUUCCCAAAAUGAUGCAAAACCAGCAUACUUCAGAAGACAGGCUAGUGGCCUUAAAGUUUUCUGUUUGAAGAAAAGGCUGUUUUAACAACUCUUACAUACCUUUGAGUCCACAGGCUUUUUCCCCUUGCCUCCAGAUUUCCAAAUCAUCCCCAAAUUUAAGGAAGCCUUCUUUUCUGUGGACUGCAGCUUGUACAGCCACAUGGUUAAACCCUAGUAAAAGCAAGGCUAUGAUAACAACACUGACGUGGUCCAGCACUGAAGCCAGGACAGAGUCGUGCUGUGGGGUCCUGAGGACAGGGCUGUCAGCCGCAGAUGCGUUGUACGGGUGUUGUUCCGCGCCUGCGGCGUUGGCAGUGCACUAAAGAAAUCCUUGUUCCUUACAAAUUCUGCAGUGUGCAGGCUAGGCCCAGUUUACAUUUUGCAAGCAAACCACCACAGCCCUCUGACUUAAUUCUGUUCUCAAAAAACCACAUUUUUGCUUGUUGGAGGCGGAGGGGGACAAACACACCUGCUCAUAUUCCCUCUGGCAGCUGGUGCUGUGGGCAACUGUGGUGUUCACAUGGGAGUGGGUUUUUUUUCCAUUUCAUUCGAGCUUCUAAUGCAAAUAUUUGCUUUGUUUUCCAUGUAAAAAUCUGUUGAGCAAAAAUAUACUCAUUUACACUAACAUUAGUAGACUGUAUUCUCUGCAAGUACCUCACAUGUCUUCUCCUGCCUUGUUCUUUGUAGUAAACUUAUCCAUGUACUCCUAACAUUUGUAUGUAGUGUGUAACUGUAAUGUCAUGCUUUUGAGAGGGGUUGGCUGCCUCCAGCCAACAUUCAUCAGUUCAAUAGCAAAACACUUUAGAUAAGUUAUUUUGCACUUUCUUAUGUAUAAAAUUGGUAGAAACUUAUAUUUGCUUUGUAUCAUUUAAAGACUCCUUUUGUUUCAGUAAAUGAACUGUGUAUAAAAUACUUAUGCAGUUAAAACUGUUUUUAGAAAGUAUUUUUAAUUUCAGCAAGUUUGGUUACUUGUUGCAUGACUAUUAACACAGCUGACUUUUUGUGUCAGUGCAAUGUAUAUUUUUUUUGUCCUGUUAUUAACUUGUAAGCCCUAGUUAAAUGGCCAUUUAUUUGUACAGCAUCAGGAGUAAAUUGAAGAUAACUGGCUAAGACUGGAGUGUGGAAUUUUGUACUAUAUUGCAGAAUCCAAUAUCUGUUUUUUGGUGGUUACGUAAAAGGCCUGACGAUUUACUAUCUAGUGUGCAAUCUGUGAUAUCUGAAUGUUCAUUGUAUAUUUGUCUCCAAUGCAAAAAGGUAGAGUAACACAAUUACAACAAUACAUGAUUAAAUGCAAUAGUUCAGGUACUGAAGUAUUUUUUUUUUCAUUUCAAAUAAAUACCUGCUAUUUACCACCAAAAAGCUGGUUUGCGUUUGUUAGAAAGACAAAUCAUUUGCAGUUAAAUAAACAUUUUUAACUCGGGA